UACAAAAUACAGCUGCUCACAUUUUUUGUUUUUUUGGGAGUUCCGUGGCUAUAUAAUCCAUGUGAUCAGGACAAAGUCGUUCGGCCCCAUCUUCAAAUUCCAUCCAAGGUUUCGUGGUAGCCAUAGAGGCAGAUGGUUUUUCCGAUUCCUGGAAAGGGAAGGCACUUACAGAGAUACAAUGAUCAAGGUUGUCGUCUUGUUGUAGGGUGUAUCCCGUAUAGAUUUAAGUCGGAAGGAAGUGAGAGGACCAAUAACGAAGUGGAAGUCCUUGUUGUCAGUUCACCAAAAAGUCAAGAGGUUAUGUUCCCGAAGGGGGGUUGGGAAUUUGGUGAAUCUAUUAAAGAAGCUGCUCGUCGUGAAACACUUGAAGAAGCUGGAGUUCUUGGCAAUGUUGAGGAUGAACUAGGUAUAUGGAGAUUCAAGAGCAAAAGCCAAGAAAUCUACCAUGAAGGUUACAUGUUCCCUUUGCUUGUAACAGAAGAACUUGAUCCAUGGCCUGAAAAAAAUGUCAGGAAAAGAGCAUGGAUGACUGUGGUAGAAGCACGAGAUGCAUGCAAGCAAUGGUGGAUGAAGGAAGCUUUAGAUAGAUUAAUAAAUAGGCUUCCAUCACCACAUGAGCUUUCUCCAGCUCGCCCUGCAGAUGAGCAAGAAAUAGCCUUAGCUACUCCCGUGGAGCAAAGAUUUGUCCCUGCUAUACAAGCAAAUAUUGAAGAGGAACAAGACGUUCUACUCAGUUCUCUAAGCUAGAAUUCAGGGGUUUUUUUUUUUUGUAAUUUUGGGGUCUCCCACUUAUUUUCUGUUAACCUGUAAAGUUUUUGCUUAUCAAACUUCGUCUUUUCCUUGCAAAUGGAAAGUUAUGCUUUAUGUAAUUGGUUCUGAAGUUGAAUCCAAUGAAAACCUGAA
Molecule: messenger RNA, 903 nt
Organism: Coffea eugenioides
Lineage: Eukaryota; Viridiplantae; Streptophyta; Magnoliopsida; Gentianales; Rubiaceae
Product: nudix hydrolase 17, mitochondrial-like
Exons: 5
Coding region: 133-747 (204 amino acids)
Cellular component (GO): nucleus; cytoplasm
Molecular function (GO): pyrophosphatase activity
Source: RefSeq, a predicted model, not a curated record